Messenger RNA from Rosa chinensis, 3168 nucleotides. Its product is annotated as putative disease resistance protein RGA4. Lineage: Eukaryota; Viridiplantae; Streptophyta; Magnoliopsida; Rosales; Rosaceae. The transcript has 2 exons. The record is from RefSeq and is a predicted model, not a curated record. Gene Ontology annotation, biological process: defense response to other organism. The coding region runs from base 233 to 2818 and encodes 861 amino acids. Gene Ontology annotation, molecular function: ADP binding.
UUACGCAAUUAUUGUCUCUCUCUCUCUCUCCCUCUAUCCGUCUCUUUUUCAAUAAUUGAAGGAAGAAACUGCUGUUAUGCUUGAGCACUGCAAGCGAAGUUUCUAUACAAUGCCAUAUUCACAAUAGAGUGGUUUAUAGCACCAGAUAACGCAUGCCUUUACUCUUGACCCAUAAACACAAUUCUAUUUCCUUGAUCCUUCGAAAUAACUCUCUUUCUUCCUUCCAAUCACCAUGGAGUUUGCCUCUGGCAUUGCUGAGACAGUCUUGGUUAGGCUAGCCUCCUAUGCUGCCCAAGAAGUUUGCUUGGCUUCGGGUGCCCAACUUGAGCUUAAGAAGCUCAAUAAGACCUUGUCAGCCAUCAAACUUGUACUCCAAGAUGCAGAGAGGAAGCAAAUGCAGAACCCCCUCAUCACUCAUUGGCUAGGAAACCUCAAAGAUGUUUGCAACGAUGCUGAGGAUGUACUCGACGAAUUUGAGUUCCGAAAGCUCCGACUCGAAGUGCUCACCAACGACCACCGGAGUGUCAAAGCAAAGGUACACCAAUUCUUCUCCCGUUGGAAUCCAGUCGUGUUUAACUUUAAAAUGGGUCAUAAAAUCAAAGAGAUUAGAGAAAGACUAGAUGAGAUUGAUGCUGAAAAGACAAAGCUUUCUCUCAUUCAAGUUGUUGAACUAGUUGAUGAUUGUGGUGAGCCCCAAAGGGCACAUGUUAAUAAAAGGGAGACAGACUCUUUACUGGAAGGUCAUGUUGUUGGAAGAGAUGAUGAUAAGGAAAAAAUUAUCCUUCGCUUUGAUGACACCCUUUCCUCCAGUGUCGAUGAUGUUUCAGUCAUUUCCAUCUUUGGGUUAGCAGGGUUGGGAAAAACCACACUCGCUAAAUCAGUGUAUAAUGAUACUGCGGUGGAGAAGAAAUUUGAUAUUAGAAUGUGGGUAUGCGUCUCAGAAAACUUUGAUAUCCAUACAUUAGUUCGUGGCAUUAUUGCUGCAACUAAACAAGAAUGUGCUGUUGAAAGUUUAGAUCUUAUGAAAAAGGGGUUGCAGGGUAUUUUGAAAGAUAAAAAGUUUUUGUUAGUGUUGGACGAUGUAUGGGAUAAAGAGUCGGUGGGAGUUACACAUCAAAAAUGGAGUGAGUUAAAAACUGUGUUACAUGUUGGAGCCAAAGGGAGUAAAAUCAUCGUAACAACACGUAAUGAAUCAGUAGCUUCACUUGUGCACCCUAUACAUAAGCAUCAGUUAGAAGGUCUUUCUCAGGAGGAUUCCAUGACUUUAUUUAAAAACAAUGCAUUUAACAAAGGAGAGGAGUCACACUAUCAACACUUGAUAAAAAUUGGAGAAGACAUUGUGAAGAAGUGUGGAGGGGUUCCCUUAGCACUAGCUACUCUAGGGAGUUUACUUCACUCGGAAAAGGAGCAACGUCGGUGGUUACAUGUAAGAGAUAAUGAAAUAUGGAGUUUGCUCGAAAAUGACAAUAUUAUGGCUGCACUAAAAUUGAGUUACAAUGCACUGCCAUCUCACUUGAAACCCUGUUUUGCCUUUUGUUCACUUUACCCCAAGGAUUAUGAAUUUGUAAGUCUUGAAAUUGUCCAAUUAUGGAUGGCACAAGGCUUCCUCAAGUCCUCAAGAGAAAAUGAAGAUUUUGACGAGAUGGGCCUGGACUACGUUAGGCAGUUUUGUUCCAAGUCUUUGUUUCAACUUGAAUUUGAUUUUAAGACAAGUGUGCAGUUCAAAAUCCAUGAUUUAGUGCAUGACUUGGCAAUAUCAGUGGCACGGGUAGAUUGCUCCACAAUUAAUUUCCGUCCCUCUAGUGCUUUUGAAAAAGUCCGACACGUGUCAAUAUCGGAAAAAGACUUGUCUGGGGAUGUGGCAGGAGUCCCGGCAUUCAUUCUCCAGUCGGAGAAACUGCGGACCAUUCUAAAUGUAGAUAGUGAAGCUGGGAUCUCCAAUCAAUAUUUUCUAAAGACAUGCAUCUUGAGAUUCAAGUAUCUGCGUGCGCUAGAUGUGCGUCGUUCUACUCUUGAGGAGCUACCAUGUUCCAUUGGUAACUUGAUUCAUUUAAGAUAUCUCAACCUGGAUUUUAAUGAGAAGAUAAAACAGCUUCCCAGUUCCAUUUGCAAGCUCUUGAAUUUGCAGUUCUUAAGCCUUGCUGGUUGUGAGGCACUUGAGGAGUUACCCAAAGGCAUAGGGAACCUGAUCAAUCUCAGAUAUUUGAAUAUAACUACACAGCAGAUGUAUUUUCCGAAAGGAGUAUUUAGACGCCUCACCUUACUUCAAUCCUUGAUCAUUGAGAAUUGUGCGAAUCUGAAAUCUCUGGGAGAAGAGAUCCAAUACCUCACUAACCUUCGUCAACUGUGGAUUGGUGACAGUGAAAAUCUGGAGUCCAUGCCACCUAACAUGAAGAACUUGACUGCAUUCCAUACUUUGGGGAUCGUUGAUUGUAAGAAGCUUGAGUUAAUGAGGUCGGGAGAAGGCAUCAAAGGUCUUCGAUCAUUAAUUAUCAAAGGUAGUUCAGAUUUGGAGGCUUUGCCCAAUUGGCUUCAAGAGUCUGCAGACACUUUACAGAACAUGGCGAUCGGAGAGUGUGAUAAUCUCACGGCACUUCCAGAGUGGUUACAAAAUCUCACCUUGCUGGAGCAACUGUUGAUUAGGGAAUGCCCCAAAUUGUCUGCUUUGCCGCAAGGGAUGCAUUGCCUCACUGCCUUGAGAGAAUUGGCCAUUCGCGGGUGUCCUGAAUUGAGAAAAAGAUGCAAAAGGGAAACAGGAGAGGAUUGGUCCAAGAUCAAACAUGUCCAAAAGAUUAAACUCGAUGACGAGGUGAUAUAAUCAAGGUGUGGAUUUGAGGAGUUGUAAAAAGAGCAUGCGGCCACCGGAGGUGAUUCAGAAUGAAUUAGCAGUGUUGCUGUGCAAGUACUGUACUGCAUUUGUUUGGGUCCUGAACUCAUAAUGUUGGAGUUUGAAAUAAGACAUUUUUCAUUUAUGGCAUAACUUAAAUGAUGUGUGUGAUUGUUGUUUUAAGACCGUGUGGCUUCACCUUUUUUUUUUUUUCCAAUUUGUAGUUUAUUGGUUUGCUUGUAUUUAGUAAAGUUUCAUCAAUUUCAGAACUAUAUAAUUGAAUCGUUGUGGAAUUGACGUUGAUCACAUUUGAUGAAAUAAGAAGAUCAAGUUGUAGUAAA